AAUUCUGCACAACAGAUGGCGCCACUUUAGAAUAUCAAAGAAAUGGCCGAUGAAAACUAUUAAUGGUUUUCGAAGUUACUAUAAUGGCAGAAAAGAAACCAAGAAAGAGUAUUUUGAAAACUUCGUCUAGUUUUGAUCAAACUGAAGCUUCGAAGAAUGCUAUUAAUAAGCCAAUUAAAUGGGAUGAAAUGAAUAUUUUACAAACAUUGCAUCCUUUGGAUAAAGAUUAUGGAUACAUGAAAGUAGAUGAACCUAAAACACCAUUUAGUUAUUAUGAUGAUAGUGUUGAUCUUUCAGAUCAGGAAGCUGAAACACUUGAUCCUGAAUUGUUAGCAAGAAAGAUAAAUUUAUCUAAAGAGUCACCAAGAAAAUGUCCAGAUGAUAAAAAUAAUGAUGAAGUUGAGGAGAGUUUGGGAGAUAGAGUUAAAUCCAAAGUAUUUGAAUAUAAAAGAAAACUUCAUUAUAAUGAAUAUUAUGCUGUGAAGCUUGCAAGAAAACUCAUGGCAGAAGAGGAUGAUGACGAUGAUGAUGAUUCUGAUGAAGAUGAAGAUGAAAUUAAUAAUUCAGAUAAGAAUCAAAUAAAUAAUCAGUAUAGCAUAUGAUGUCAUUUUCAUUGUUCAAAUUAUAUGCAAGAAAAUAUUUAUAUUUCAGUUUUAAAAAUUCUUGCUAUACUGCUACACAGUAUUCUUCCUAUGGAAAUCAUAUUUAGUCAUAGAAUUAAACAGUUGAAAUAUAUUUUAAAAAAUUAAUUGCUCAUAAAUAUCA
Molecule: messenger RNA, 765 nt
Organism: Centruroides sculpturatus (bark scorpion)
Lineage: Eukaryota; Metazoa; Arthropoda; Arachnida; Scorpiones; Buthidae
Product: protein phosphatase inhibitor 2-like
Exons: 4
Coding region: 63-602 (179 amino acids)
Biological process (GO): regulation of signal transduction
Molecular function (GO): protein phosphatase inhibitor activity
Source: RefSeq, a predicted model, not a curated record